AUGCGAAGCCUCCUGCCCACUCUCAGUAUACUCCUCCUCACCAUCUUCCUCAUCCUCUCCUUGGUAUUCGUCGUUCUCUCGACUACCUCUUCGGACUGGGCCCAUCGCGAUCUACGCUUCACCGACAGCGGCAACGUCGUCUACUACCUGCGCGUCCACCGCUCACCACUCAUCAACUGCGUGGCCCUCCCUCCAUACGAGCCGCCACCUCCUGACGAUAGCAAGGCAGAAACGACCCCCACAACCAACGCCGCACUCUCCACUCCAACCGACCACUUCUACGUCAACUGCUCAUUUCCACGCUGCACACUCGAACUAUCCGACAACCCGCACUUAUGCCAACUACUCUCGAAUUCCGCGGGGCUGCUCAUCACCUCCAAUGUUCUCAUUGGCACGACCCUCCUUCUCUCACUGGUACUGGUCGUUCUCGCUGUGCCCGUGUUUCCCGCGUGGUAUGGUGUUCGACGUCGGCCCGCGGAAAAGGAGCUCUUGCGGGACCGUCGCCGAAGACGACAUGUGUGGAUUGAAUAUCUCUCGCUCGUGACGUUCACGAUACUACUGGCGGGAAUCGUCACCGCCUUUCUGGCGCAAUAUCUUGGCUUUGAUGGCGCGGUGAACGAGCAAAUGCCGAAUGGGAAUGCGAUUACGAUGACGGGAGCUUCCCCGGAUCCAACGGAUCCGACGAAUCAGGCGGAUGUGGUUUGGGUCGCGGGGAAGGCGAAUCUCUGGUUGUGUCUGGGGUGGGGGUUUGCGGGGUUUGCGGCCGUGGGUUGGGGUGUGGUUUGGGGGAAUGGACCGAGGCUGGACUGGCGCGGAGUGGGGAGUGAUGAGGAUUGUGGGACUGCUGUAGAUGAGCAGGCGAGAGAGCCUGAAUAA
Messenger RNA from Penicillium canariense, 876 nucleotides. RefSeq lists its product as uncharacterized. The coding region runs from base 1 to 876 and encodes 291 amino acids. NCBI's taxonomy places the organism in Eukaryota, Fungi, Ascomycota, Eurotiomycetes, Eurotiales, Aspergillaceae. The transcript has a single exon. The record is from RefSeq and is a predicted model, not a curated record.